UCAAACAGGACUCUCAUAAACAUUCAGUGACAUCAGAGCAAUUGGCGGAGUUGAGAAAAAAAUGAACUUUUCAUGAACUUCAACAGAAAAUGCAGAUAAACAAAGUGUGAGCUUCAAUGCUCUUGUCCAUGAAAACUCUUAGAGAAGAUGGCUGAUGUAAGCCUGAAGGAAGCAGCGCUAAUAGUUGGUGUGGUGGCAGCCUGCUACUGGAACAGUCUAUCUUGUGGCUUUGUUUUUGAUGAUGUUUCAGCCAUUUUGGACAAUAAAGAUUUGCAUCCUUCUACUCCGUUGAGAAAUCUCUUUCAGAAUGACUUCUGGGGCACUCCAAUGUCAGAGGAGAGGAGUCAUAAAUCUUACCGUCCCCUUACAGUUCUUACGUUUCGCUUAAACUACUUGUUCAGCGAGUUAAAUGCAGUUUCUUAUCACUUCCUAAAUCUGGUCUUUCAUGCGGUGGUGUGUGUAGUCUUCCUCAAGGUCUGUAAGCUUUUUCUGGACAACAGGAGCAGCAUGGUUGCAUCCUUGCUAUUUGCAGUGCACCCAAUACAUACUGAAGCGGUAACUGGAGUUGUGGGCAGAGCAGAGCUUUUAUCAUCUAUCUUUUUUCUAGCUGCAUUUUUAUCAUACACAAAAUCUAAAGGGCCAGAUAAUACCAUAGUGUGGACUCCAAUUGCAGUGACUGUGUUUCUGGUAGCUGUUGCAACACUGUGUAAAGAACAAGGAAUAACGGUGGUGGGGAUAUGCUGUGUGUAUGAAGUAUUUAUUUCUCAGGGGUACACCUUGCCCGUGCUGUUGGACACAGCUGUACAGAUUCUUCAAGGGAAGGGUAGCAUUCCUUCCUCCAUGCUCCAGACACUGCUGAAGCUCAUAGUCCUAAUGUUCAGUACACUGCUGCUUGUAGUUGUCAGAGUCCAGGUUAUCCAGUCUCAACUUCCAGUGUUUACAAGGUUUGAUAACCCAGCAGCUGUUAGUCCCUCCCCAGCAAGACAGCUGACUUUCAACUACCUCCUCCCUGUGAAUGCUUGGCUUCUUCUCAACCCCUCAGAAUUAUGCUGUGACUGGACAAUGGGAACUAUUCCUCUCGUGGAGUCUUUGUUAGAUGUUAGAAACAUUGCAACCCUUACCUUCUUUUGCGUUCUGGGGUCUUUGAUUGUCUUCAGCCUCCGAUAUCCUGGGGAUUCCUCCAAGACUGUACUGAUGGCACUCUGCUUAAUAGUGCUACCAUUCAUUCCUGCAUCAAACCUCUUUUUUCCUGUUGUAUUUUUAGUAGCAGAAAGAGUGUUGUAUGUUCCUAGCAUGGGAUUCUGCAUUUUAGUAGCACAUGGAUGGAAGAAGUUAUCGAACAAAAGUAUGCUGAGAAAAGUUUCUUGGGUUUGUUUGGCUGCGGUACUUUUCACUCAUGCCUUAAAAACACUUCACAGAAACUGGGAUUGGGAAUCUGAGUACACGUUGUUUAUGUCAGCUUUAAAGGUAAAUAAGAACAAUGCAAAACUAUGGAACAAUGUGGGGCAUGCAUUAGAAAAUGAAAAGAAUUUUGAAAGAGCUCUGCAGUUCUUUAUACAGGCCACACAAGUGCAACCAGAUGAUAUCGGUGCCCACAUGAAUGUAGGAAGAACUUACAAAAACUUAAACAAAACUAAAGAAGCUGAAGAAUCAUAUGUGAUUGCUAAAUCAUUAAUGCCACAGAUUAUUCCAGGUAAAAAGUAUGCAGCAAGAGUUGCUCCUAACCAUCUGAAUGUUUAUAUCAAUCUCGCAAACUUAAUUCGAGCAAAUGAAUCUCGCCUUGAAGAAGCAGAUCAAUUAUAUCGACAAGCAAUUAGCAUGAGGCCAGAUUUCAAGCAGGCUUACAUCAGCAGGGGAGAAUUACUUCUAAAAAUGAAUAAACCUCUGAAAGCUAAGGAAGCUUAUCUUAAAGCUUUAGAACUAGACAGAACCAACGCAGACCUCUGGUACAACUUGGCAAUUGUUUACAUUGAACUGAAAGAUCCAACAGAAGCCCUGAAGAAUUUCAACCGAGCACUAGAACUUAAUCCGACACAUAAACUGGCAUUAUUCAACUCAGCCCUGCUGAUGCAGGAAUCUGGUGAUGCUCGGCUUAGACCUGAAGCUAAACAAAGACUGUUACAUUAUGUGAAAGAAGAACCACAGGAUGCAAAUGGGUACUUCAAUUUGGGUAUGCUGGCAAUGGAUGACAAAAAAGAUACAGAAGCAGAGGCAUGGAUGAAGAAAGCCAUAAGGUUACAGCCAAACUUUCGAAGUGCUUUGUUCAAUUUGGCACUGCUUUAUUCUCAGACAGCGAAAGAAUUGCUGGCUUUGCCUGUCCUGGAAGACCUACUGAGGUACUACCCUGAUCAUACCAAAGGUCUGAUUUUGAAAGGAGAUAUCCUUAUGAACCAAAAGAAGGAUAUCAUCGGAGCAAAAAUGUGUUUUGAAAAAAUUUUGGAACUGGAUCCAAACAACGUACAAGGAAAACAUAAUCUUUGUGUGGUUUACUUUGAAGAACGAGACUUAAUAAAAGCAGAAAAAUGCUUGGUUGAAACACUAGCACUGGCACCUCAUGAAGAGUAUAUUCAGCGUCAUCUAAACAUAGUUAGAAGUAAAAUUGCAUCACUCAGCACUACACAACAGUCAUCACUUCCAGUAGAUGGGACUGCAGCUGCAACAGAAAAAAAAAAAUCAUUUCAAAAUUUGAAAGAAGCAAAAAAUGAGCAGAAAACCCCCCAAGCAACAGUUGAUAAUGAUAAAGGGCACUCAAAAAAUAAGAAAUUAACAGAGAAAAACACUAUAGACAAAGUGACUCCCAAAAAAUCCACAAAAGAAAUCAAAGACAUUGAGAAAAAGAGAGUUGCUGCUUUGAAAAGACUAGAAGAGAUUGAACGUAUAUUAAAUGGUGAAUAGUCUUUAUGAUGUCACAAUAAAAUAAGGGAAGAAUGAUAUUUUUAAGUAUUGUUAAAUACAUCAUCCAACUGGAAAGUGGUCUCAGUGCUUUGAAAAUAGAAAUAAUGUUGAUUGAAUAUCACUCAGCAGCAGCAAAAGGCAUUACAAUGUUUUAUGUGAGAAAACUGCAACUUUUAAAUAUGAUGUGGGGGAU
Chaetura pelagica (chimney swift) is the source of this 3088-nucleotide messenger RNA. RefSeq names its product transmembrane and tetratricopeptide repeat containing 3 (gene TMTC3). The record is from RefSeq and is a predicted model, not a curated record. Gene Ontology annotation, cellular component: endoplasmic reticulum. Bases 148 to 2895 code for a protein of 915 amino acids. Lineage: Eukaryota; Metazoa; Chordata; Aves; Apodiformes; Apodidae. The transcript is spliced from 15 exons. Gene Ontology annotation, molecular function: mannosyltransferase activity; protein binding. Gene Ontology annotation, biological process: protein O-linked glycosylation via mannose.